Messenger RNA from Zonotrichia albicollis (white-throated sparrow), 867 nucleotides. NCBI's taxonomy places the organism in Eukaryota, Metazoa, Chordata, Aves, Passeriformes, Passerellidae. The record is from RefSeq and is a predicted model, not a curated record.
CGCUAUUUCAGCUGGCAAGAUAAAAGUAGCAAAGAAAUGCAAUGUAUUUUGAAAAUCCACUAAUUGUCAGGUCACCGAGAUGCUCCGUUUUGACAGAGCUAUUCCUGCCUUUCCCUCCUCCUCCCUGCUGGACCUCAGCGGAAGAGAGGACAGGACACGCCUGCCACCUUCCCUUUUCCACUCCACGGCGCUUAUGCCCGUGAGAGCCCAGCUUCUUUCAGCUUCUUUUGCAGUCGCAGCCCGUGUCGUUCAUUUUUGCGGUGAAUGAACCCCGAGGAGCCGGAGCUUGGGGGACAGAGUACCGCGCACGGGAUGGGUGUACAGGAACGUGGCGAAGCCAGAGAGCGUCUCCGACCACAUGUACAGGAUGGCAAUGAUGGCUUUGGUGACUGAAGACAAAAACCUUAACAAGGACAGAUGCAUACGGUUAGCUUUGGUUCAUGAUAUGGCUGAAUGCAUUGUUGGAGAUAUUGCUCCUGCAGAUAAUAUCCCAAAAGAGGAGAAACACAGGAGAGAAGAGACAGCUAUGCAACAGCUGACCCACCUUCUAUCAGAGGACCUCAGAAAAGAAAUCUAUGAACUCUGGGAAGAAUAUGAAAACCAGUCUACUGCAGAGGCCAAGUUUGUAAAGCAGUUGGAUCAGUGUGAGAUGAUACUGCAAGCAUUUGAGUAUGAAGAGUUGGAAAAGACACCUGGCAGACUGCAGGAUUUUUUUGAUUCAACUGCUGGGAAGUUUGUUCACCCAGAAAUACUCCAGCUUGUAUCUCUGAUUUACAUAGAAAGGAAAAAAAGAAUAGCUGCCACGUCUCCUCCACAUUCCUAAGGUGUUCCUAAAUGCUGUAGCCAUAAUAAAUACUUUGGUUUAUA